AUGGCUGAAACCUCAGCAAUAUCAAGGGCAUUCGCAAUACCAGAGCUUCUCCAUGAAGUCUUAUCUUAUCUUCCCCAGACUUGUCUUUUAUCCACAAUCCCACUUGUUUGCAGAAGUUGGGGGGUAGCCCUUACCUCACCGUCACUUGAAAGAGCUCAAUGGUUUCGACCUGCGAUACAUAAUGGACCGUCGACAUGGUCAGAUUUGUUAGAAAAACAAUUCGGUAUCUUUUUUGAUUUCAAUCUUAUAUCGAAUCGUAAUGUGCUUGACUCAACCGCAUUCGACACUUUACCAUGGAAGCGAAAUCUCGACGCUUUUCAGAGAGCCGAUGCGAGCUGGCGUAAUAUGCUCGUAUUCCAACCUCCUUGUUAUCAGUUUGCGAUAGAGAGAAUUAGGUAUGAUCGAAGUGGGAUUAUGCAACAAACUGUCAUUCUGCCAUGUCCAGAUGGUCUGAGAAUGGGAAUGGUCUGGGACAUAGCACAAGAAUGGUGUUUGAGAAGAAAACAUUGGUUACAAAUGUCUGGUCCUGAGGUCGAAAAAGAGUAUCGAAACCCUGAAGUUGGAUAUGAUGAACCGAUGAUUCCAAAGAUGAUACUUCACUGGCACAUAACUUGUCCCCGUCGAGGUUCUCAGGCCAGUUUAGAAGACGAUUGGGCCAGCAAGGGCAGAGAGGAAUUUGAUUUAUUCAAAUUGUAA
This is a messenger RNA of Botrytis byssoidea, 696 nucleotides long. RefSeq lists its product as uncharacterized. Bases 1 to 696 code for a protein of 231 amino acids. The transcript is spliced from 2 exons. Lineage: Eukaryota; Fungi; Ascomycota; Leotiomycetes; Helotiales; Sclerotiniaceae. Gene Ontology annotation, molecular function: protein binding. The record is from RefSeq and is a predicted model, not a curated record.